This is a messenger RNA of Aphanomyces invadans, 1794 nucleotides long. RefSeq names its product T-complex protein 1 subunit gamma. Gene Ontology annotation, biological process: protein folding. The transcript has 5 exons. Gene Ontology annotation, cellular component: chaperonin-containing T-complex. Gene Ontology annotation, molecular function: ATP hydrolysis activity; ATP binding; ATP-dependent protein folding chaperone. The record is from RefSeq and is a predicted model, not a curated record. Bases 57 to 1649 code for a protein of 530 amino acids. NCBI's taxonomy places the organism in Eukaryota, Oomycota, Saprolegniomycetes, Saprolegniales, Verrucalvaceae.
UUUAAUUUGUGGAUACAACCGAGGGCCAUUUCUUUCGACCUGCCACCCCGAACACGAUGAUGCAAGCUCCGGUCAUGGUCUUAAACACAAACACCCAGCGCGAGACUGGUCGCACUGCCCAGCUAGGCAACAUCCAAGCUGCCAAGGCUGUGUCUGAAAUCGUGCGCACAACGUUGGGCCCCCGCAGCAUGUUGAAGAUGCUCUUGGACCCGAUGGGGGGAAUCGUCAUGACGAGCGACGGGAACGCCAUACUUCGUGAAGUUGACGUGUCUCAUCCCGCCGCAAAGAGUAUGAUUGAGUUGAGCCGUGCACAAGACGAAGAAGUGGGCGACGGGACCACGUCGGUCAUUAUUUUGUCUGGUGAGAUGCUCGUGGUUGCGGAGCCAUUCUUGUCGCGGCAGGUGCACCCCACCGUCAUCAUUCGCGGGUAUCAUCAAGCUCUCCAAGUGUGCUUGGAAACCGCAGAACGCAUGGCGAAGAAGAUCGAUAUCCACGACAAACCAUCGAUGCGCAAUUUGAUCAUGUCGAGCGUCGGCACGAAAUACUCGCCGCGCGUCGGGAACAUUGUGAGCGACUUGGCGUUGGAAGCCGUGCUCACCGUCAUGCGCACCAACUCAGUGACGGGAAAGAAGGAAGUCGACGUGAAGCGAUACGCCAAGGUCGAGAAAAUCCCAGGCGGCGAGCUCGAAGAGUCGCGCGUGUUGUCGGGCGUCAUGUUCAACAAGGAUGUGACCCAUUCGAAGAUGCGCCGACGCAUCGUAAACCCCCGCGUACUCCUUCUCGAUUGCCCGCUCGAGUACAAGAAGGGCGAGUCCCAGACGAACGUCGAGCUCACGAACGAGCAGGACUGGAACACCCUCCUGCGCCUCGAAGAAGAAUACAUUGAGAACCUGUGCGCUCAAAUCGUCGCGAUGAAGCCUGAUAUUGUGAUCACGGAGAAGGGUGUAUCGGACCUGGCCCAGCACUACUUUGUCAAGGCCAACAUCACAUGCUUCCGCCGCCUGCGCAAGACCGACAACAACCGUGUCGCGCGGGCGACCGGCGCCACCGUCGUCAGCCGCGCCGACGAGAUCCAAGACUCGGACAUCGGCACCAAGUGCGGCCUCUUUGAAGUCCGCAAGAUCGCCGACGAGUACUUUGCGUUCUUUGAAGAGUGCCAAGACCCCGGCGCAUGUACCAUUCUCCUCCGCGGCGGGUCCAAGGAUGUACUCAACGAAAUCGAACGCAACCUCCAAGAUGCCCUCCAAGUCGCGCGCAACGUGGUGUUUGAGCCACUGUUGCUGCCCGGCGGCGGCGCGACCGAGAUGCGACUGGCGCAUGAACUCCGCCAGCGAGCACACGAAGUCGUCGGCGUCGAGCAAUGGCCGUUCAAGGCCGUCGCAGAUGCCCUCGAAGUGAUCCCGCGCACGCUCCUGCAAAACUGCGGCGCAGAUGUAGUCCGUGUCAUGACCGCGCUCCGUGCCAAGGUGGCCGCGUCCAACGGCGGGUGGGCCGUCGAUGGUGUCAAGGGUAUUGUCGUGUCGUCGGAAGAUCUGGCGGUCUGGGAACCGUUCCAAGUCAAGACCCAAACAAUCAAGACGGCCGUCGAAGCGGCGUGCAUGUUGCUCCGCAUCGACGACAUUGUGUCAGGGUUGAAAAAGAAGAACUAAUAGGAGGACCGCUGUAUACAACAAAACGCAAAUUUAGGACAACCAGUCUCCCAGUCAUCCAAACCAACGAAACAAUGGGACCCCUGCAUCCGACUGCAUGCGCCACAUCCAACGUGUUUGCAGGGGGGGCGUCGUCGUGCGAGAG